AGUGAAGAAGCACACAAUUAGCUUAUUGUUCCUUUCUGUAUUGUGCUGAGACGUUCUAAGAGAUUGGUGGAGGAACAGACAAGCCAGGCAUCACUGUGGAGUUGAAGAAGGGAUUCACUCAGACCUCGGCAUCUUCACUUGCUCGCUCUGGAAUUACAGCUAUUUAUUACGAAGUGCCCUGUGUGGCUGGGUGGAGUGUGCCUGAGGAAACACAUCCCAGACACCACCUGGGGUUAGUCUUUCUGAGCCCUUCCAGUCUCUGACUAAUUCUCGUCAUUAUCAUGGAGCCCAACAGUCCCAAAAAGAUACAAUUUGCUGUGCCUUUAUUCCAGAGUCAGAUUGCACCUGAAGCAGCAGAGCAGAUCAGAAAAAGAAGACCUACACCAGCAUCGCUUGUGAUUCUCAACGAACAUAAUCCCCCAGAAAUAGAUGACAAGAGGGUGACCAACACCCAAGCCGAAUCACAAAAUGCAUCCCCAAAGCAAAGGAAGCAGAGCGUGUACACACCACCGGCCAUGAAAGGAACUGCAGACAAGCAGCAAAGAAGAAAAGAAGAGACAGGAAUAGACAGAAAGCAACAGCAUUAAGAGAGAAUGGGAUCAGAAGAGAAAAGGGGUAUCUUUGUAUGCCUAUAUGACAGUCAACAGAACAAAAUUGUUUUAGUUAGAAAUAUACACACAUAUGUACGUAUGUAUUUAACAGCAUUAGCAUUGUAACCAAUUAUAUUUUCUGUCUUUAAAACUUCUCCUUAGAAGAUCAUCUAAAAAUUGGUGAUGAUUUUUUUUUUUUUUUGGUUUGUUGUGGUGGUAGUUUUUUCCCUUAAGAUUUGAAAGUCUUUCCAAGAAAAACGUCUUCUUACAAAUCACUAAUUGGAUAAUUUACUCUAUCAUAGCAUGCAGGCUUUGUGGCUAUUAAGUUGCAUACCAGAUUUUUCCCUUUACAGAGAUUUAUGUGACAUGGUAUGAAAUUCUCUGGAACAUUUCCACGGUGUUCUGGAAUAGUUUGUU
This is a messenger RNA of Zalophus californianus (California sea lion), 1007 nucleotides long. It is a transcript of the gene PPP1R1C, whose product is annotated as protein phosphatase 1 regulatory inhibitor subunit 1C. The record is from RefSeq and is a predicted model, not a curated record. Gene Ontology annotation, molecular function: protein phosphatase inhibitor activity. NCBI's taxonomy places the organism in Eukaryota, Metazoa, Chordata, Mammalia, Carnivora, Otariidae. Gene Ontology annotation, cellular component: cytoplasm. Gene Ontology annotation, biological process: intracellular signal transduction. The transcript is spliced from 5 exons. Bases 282 to 587 code for a protein of 101 amino acids.